This is a messenger RNA of Rotaria sp. Silwood1, 693 nucleotides long. The record is from the annotation of a GenBank genome assembly. Lineage: Eukaryota; Metazoa; Rotifera; Eurotatoria; Philodinida; Philodinidae.
AUGUCGAGUUUAGCAAGUCAAAUAAUUAGUGUUCUUGAUUGUUAUGAAGGUCGAGAUGCUGCUAUUACAUUUACACUUUAUUUUUGUUGUUUAUUGAGUGGUUUUUAUUCGUAUGAAUCAAAUUUACAUCAAUCUUUACAACGAAUAUAUAAACGUUUAGAAGAUUGUCGUGUUGUCUUACGUCUUUAUGAUGAUUUGACCAUUCUUCGAGAUUUUCUUACUUAUGAAUUAAGACCUGGUGAACGAAAUAGGAUAGUACGCUUCUUAAAAUGUGUACAUUAUCUUUCAUGGCUUAGUUAUUAUCCAUCUGAACAUAUUGGUUGGCUUGGAGAAAUGAAUAUGAUUGAUGUUGAUCCAAAUUUAUGGGACUUCUUGACGAAUUUUUUUUGGGCAUCAGCAUUAAUUACUUCUGCACUUUGGAAUGCUUGCGUAUUUUUACAAUAUAUGACUCAAAAGCGUUAUAGUAAAGAAAAGAAAGAAGAAGAGAAAAAAUCGUUUAUUCCAUGGACAGCUGCUCGUAAUGCUAUAUUAGCAACUGUUCGUGAUGGUACUGAGUUUAUGGUUGCUGUUAAUAAUCUACCUCGAGGGUAUUUAUGGGCCUCAACAUUAACAUUGAUUCAAGUGGGCAUGUUCGGUACUUGUUCUGCUUUCGUACGUCUUUUUACACUUUUCAAAUUUGAUCCUACUCAAUGA